Messenger RNA from Dioszegia hungarica, 1260 nucleotides. RefSeq names its product C3HC zinc finger-like-domain-containing protein. The record is from RefSeq and is a predicted model, not a curated record. The transcript is spliced from 5 exons. Bases 1 to 1260 code for a protein of 419 amino acids. NCBI's taxonomy places the organism in Eukaryota, Fungi, Basidiomycota, Tremellomycetes, Tremellales, Bulleribasidiaceae. Gene Ontology annotation, molecular function: zinc ion binding. Gene Ontology annotation, cellular component: nucleus.
AUGAGCGACACAGCGGACGAAGACCUGCGGGACGUCUUCAAGCUGUUGUAUGAUGAGGACGACUGGUCAUCCGGAGACGAUGAGGCUUAUGCUAAGAAUCCCGAAGCUGGACCGGCGGAACCUGAGGUCGAGCAGGUCGAGGUUGAGUUGGAGGGCACGAGUACCACUGAAAGGCAUCUUGAGCGAUAUAGCCGAAAACGAUUAAUAGAUGGCUUAAAUGAUCUCUUGAAUCCCAAUAUCAAGCGACAGCGGGUCUACUCCCCAAAAACCGUCGCAUCCAGCUCGUCAAUUCCCUGUACAUCAUCUUUCCCCUCUCUUCCUCCUCCAUCGACGUACGCUCCCUUCUCGCCCCUACCCUUACUCUCUCGCUUGAGGACGUUCGAGCCAGCGACAUAUUCGCCGUCAAUACCAUCCCCGCUCGAUCCGGUCCAGGCGGCUCUCCAUGGAUGGACCAACGGCGCGCGGGACACGCUAUCCUGCGGAGUCUGCAGUGCCAGGUGGGAGCUGUGCGGAGUGGCAGAGAUACCAGAAGAGAAGAUCAGGGUGGAGGUGGCUAGGCGGAUGCAGGCGGGAUUGGUGAAUAGGCAUCGAAAGGAUUGUUCGUGGAGGGUGCGGCGGUCUCCUGAAUCGCUUUACGGCCAGCUGCGGCGCUUACUGCAUCCACCUACGACCUCCAACAUACAGUCCCUGGCGGCUGGUCUCGAGCGAGAAUGUGUCGCAAAGGCGAACAGCGAAUUCAGACGGUCAAGCCCGCUGAGUAUCACCGAAAUAUCAAAUCUUGUUACUCGCAUUGACACCCGUCUGCAUUCAACCGCACCAGCCAACAUGGAACCCAUCGAAUCUUCAACCUCCAUCACUCACCACGUCUCCAGCUUCGCUGCUGUCCUCGCCGUCUUCUGCUGGUAUCCCUUUCAUCCCAACGGGCCGGCACACACCCUAUCCGACGAGGCCGGCUCACGGCGCACGGACAUGGUGCAGUGCCGGCUGUGCGAGCGGCGGAUCGGACUUUGGGCGCACCGAAACUCUUUUGGUGGUCGAUCAGGGUUGGAGUGGACGAAGGGCCGGACGUUUGAUGUCCUGGAGGAGCACCUGGCUUGGUGUCCUGUCAGAGAGACAAUACAGGGCAAGGGGUGGUGGGAGGAUCUGGCGCUACUGAAGGAGAAGGAGAAGGGAGACUCGGCGGGGACUAAGGGGUGGAUAACGCUAAGCGGGAAGAUGGAGGUGAAGCCGUGGCGGAGAGCGAGGAUCGUGGAGAUGUAG